Molecule: messenger RNA, 985 nt
Organism: Blastomyces gilchristii SLH14081
Lineage: Eukaryota; Fungi; Ascomycota; Eurotiomycetes; Onygenales; Ajellomycetaceae
Product: C2H2 transcription factor
Exons: 3
Coding region: 131-622 (163 amino acids)
Source: RefSeq, a predicted model, not a curated record
CAGUCACAAAGAGCAAAGAGAAAUUGGGUUUGAACAAGAGCUGUUAUAUCCAAGUUCUCAAAGAAGUGGUUCUCAAAGAAGUGAAAGCCCAGAGACCACGACAGAUAUUCUCAUCCCCAAAGAAACCAAAAUGCCGCCAGUCAUGCUAGCUGCAAGGGGAACAAGGGAGCCAUUCAAAAAUGCUGCCGGCCAGAUAUACUGUGAUCACCCAGAUUGUCACAAGAAUAUCCCAUACUUCAAGAGACUCAAUGAGUGGAACAAGCACAUGGAUAAACAUGACUGUUCAUACAAGUGCACAAACCCAGAUUGUAAUAAGAGACUAGAGUUUAUCUUCUCAGAUGGCCUGUGCUGUCAUCAACAUGAUGUUCAUCAAAUGAACAGAAAGAGGAAAAAAAAGGGAAAUCUCAAGCUGCAUCUCCGCCUUCAUUGCAGUGAAUCUCUUCAUGCUGAAAUUACUCAGCUUCAGUGGGAAGUUAAGGGAAUAAAUUCAAGACUGCAUGAGAUGGAAAUGGAGCUGAAACAGUUGAGGCAGCUGACUGGAAAAGACACUCACUUCACACUUUCUUCUUCUGUUCAGCUUCCUUCUUGUGUGGAGCUUGAAGCAGGAAUUUCAGGAAAUUGAUUUCACAAAAUCAAACUGCACAGAUUCAAGGUUAUUGAAUGAUGAUUAUGAUUUGAAAUAUGUUGACAGCCUGUAUUUACUCUUCUCUAUCUGAUGCAAGGCCCUGUUUGAUUUUCUGUUGUACAUGUACAUGCGUCGUUUGUUCGUGGUUGAUAUAAAUCAAAGGAAAUUGAUUGAUUAUCCAGAAAUAGAACAUCCUUGCUUUGCGCCAAUGAAGAAAUAGUGUAUCUGGAAAAUUAGAAUUUCUGGAUGCUGAGUGAUGAGUGAUGAAUUCUAACCCAGCUGUAAGAUGCUAUUCAUUACACUUCCUUCAGACUGCAAAAGAGCUUGAACCUGAACUUUGACAGUCAAAUCUAAAUAUGC